GCAUCUCGGGUGGAGGAGGAUACGGUGGACCCUCUCCUGACCAGCGCCCUGUCCCGCGAAGAGUGGGAUCAAGUGGGCCAGCUCAUGGAGAAGUUUGUGCCGCCUUACACUGCCCCACAAGGGCAGUGGAGCUCGAGGUUGCCGCUCAACCACGGGCAGCGUCACAAGCAGGAGUUUUGCCUGCUUUGCGAGAAAGGAGCUACGGCUGGGCAUCUCGCAACAGAGAGCCACAGCAAAGCAAUGGCUGGUUGGGAACGAAGGGACCGUCCACAGCUGAUAAUCUCUCCGCAGAGAUUCUCCGACAACGAACGCCUUCAGAUGUGCCUUCAAGGAUAUCUUCCCCGAUUCUCAGACGAGCAGUUUCGAGUGGUGAUGGAGCGGGUGCUCCAAACAGAAUGGUACCAAAGCCAGGGAAGCUACCAGGGCCCAGUGCCACUCGAGUCGUUGACGGAGAAGGCCGCAUCCUCAGCGACGCCGGUUGCGAAGGAGAAGGCUACAUGAUUAGCGACACCCGUUGCGAAGGAGAAGGCCACAGCCGAAAGGGCGAUAUCUGCGGGGCCGACCUUGGAAAGGCCGAAGAAGCGCUUGUGGCAGCGCCCAUGGCCCGAUACUAUCGGGGUGGCACGGAGAAGUACAGCUGCGCUAGAGGGCGCCAGGCCCUUGGGGCCCUUGGUACCACAAGCUCGCCACAAGUUCUGAGCAGUUCGGACGAGGAGGAGCGACGGGGACACUGGGUCUCACAGCCGUCUUGGGUUCCGUCGCGCCAGCCGGUUACCCCUCCGAAAGGCCCGGGGUCAAUGGCACCGAAGACGCCCCCGAAAGCGGUGGCAUCUUCCCCGAAAGCAGCGGCAUCUUCUUCAAAGGCAGUGUCUUCUCCAAAGGCAGUGGCACCUCUUCCGCGCCCAGCAUCAGCGCCGCCUACGCCUACGGCGCCACUACCUCCUCCAGCAGAGGGCCCUUAUCAGUGGGUGCCAAUGGACUCAGCGCCCUCGCAGGGCAGUAUUGCCGGCGCCGCCACCGCCACCAG
Molecule: messenger RNA, 1027 nt
Organism: Symbiodinium necroappetens
Lineage: Eukaryota; Dinophyceae; Suessiales; Symbiodiniaceae
Source: the annotation of a GenBank genome assembly